Perognathus longimembris pacificus (Pacific pocket mouse) is the source of this 1836-nucleotide messenger RNA. RefSeq names its product MOB kinase activator 3B (gene Mob3b). Gene Ontology annotation, biological process: positive regulation of protein phosphorylation; signal transduction. The transcript has 4 exons. Gene Ontology annotation, cellular component: cytoplasm; nucleus. The record is from RefSeq and is a predicted model, not a curated record. Lineage: Eukaryota; Metazoa; Chordata; Mammalia; Rodentia; Heteromyidae. Gene Ontology annotation, molecular function: protein kinase activator activity. Bases 455 to 1105 code for a protein of 216 amino acids.
CGGGAGCAGCCCUGGAGCGCUGGCGGGCCGGGCCGGGCCGCGCCGCGCUGCCGGGUGCCUGUGGAGGUUGCUUUGGAGCUGCAGGAGCGGCGCGCCCUGGCCAGAAAGCCCCUCGCGUAGAUCGGCAGGCGUCAUCCCAUCAUCUGGGGCUCCUCAGCCCGUUUUUUUCCUCGCUCCUGCCGCAGAUGAUCGGGCCAAGGGAGCCAGCAGGGCCCUUAGACUGACGUAGUCCACCGUAAGAACCUGAGGCUAUCGAGGAGGAACAUGAGGUUCCCUUGGAGAUCUUUCAGGAGGAAGAUGGAAGGGGCAGUUUAAAAGACGUUAAAAGCUGCAGGCUGAAAGACUGGGGCCCGAGGGCUGGCAGUGGAAAACUCUAUUGAGCUGUGAUCUCUCAUUGAAAAGUUCCAAGUGCCUUUUUGCUUCCUGCAAAAGGAAGGGAGAAAAGGAGGAGACCAUGUCUAUAGCCCUGAAACAGGUGUUCAACAAGGACAAGACCUUCCGGCCCAAGAGAAAAUUCGAGCCUGGCACACAGAGGUUUGAGCUGCACAAAAGGGCUCAAGCAUCCCUCAACUCAGGGGUGGACUUGAAGGCGGCUGUGCAGUUGCCCAGUGGGGAGGACCAGAACGACUGGGUGGCAGUGCAUGUGGUGGACUUCUUCAAUCGGAUCAACCUCAUCUACGGCACCAUCUGCGAGUUCUGCACGGAGCAGACCUGCCCUGUGAUGUCCGGGGGCCCCAAGUAUGAGUAUCGGUGGCAGGAUGACCUCAAGUAUAAGAAGCCGACUGCACUGCCAGCCCCCCAGUACAUGAAUCUUCUUAUGGAUUGGAUUGAGGUCCAGAUCAAUAAUGAGGACAUUUUCCCCACCUGUGUGGGCAUUCCAUUCCCAAAGAACUUCCUUCAAAUCUGCAAGAAGAUCCUGUGCCGCCUUUUCCGGGUCUUUGUCCAUGUCUAUAUCCACCACUUCGACCGGGUCAUUGUGAUGGGUGCAGAGGCUCAUGUGAACACCUGCUACAAACACUUCUAUUACUUUGUCACAGAGAUGAACCUCAUAGAUCGCAAGGAGCUGGAGCCCUUGAAAGAGAUGACAAGCAGGAUGUGUCACUAAUGUUCCAUGUCAUUCCUGGGAAGAAAAGGAAGCUGUUUCCUCCAGGAGACCUCAGGGGACAUGAGGUGGCUCUGGCUGAAAUGGCGUGCCUACUUCUGGGAGCAGAUGAGCUGAAGACACAGGGACAUUCCUGGAAGACCUUUCUCCCCCACCCCAUGUGCUCUUAACCCUCUGAGUGCUGCUAGCCAAGACCUGGGGGCCAGGCAGACUAUGUGGAGAAGAGCCAGCUGCAGACCCUCCUGCUAAAGCCUCAGCCGGGCAGGGCCUCUGCACCUCUGCUCACGUGACCGUUCUGCCUGCGACCUGCCACCUAAGCUUUAUCAGAAUUCAGGUUUUGUGACUGAGACAUUCCUUUGUAUCUUUCUGCUCAUGACUUGUUAGCUGGCUUUUCUGCCCUUUGUUUUCUAAAUCCCAAGUGAAUUUUGGAACUCUGAACACACAGCAGGUUUUUCUACACCAAACCUUCUUCAGGGCUGAGGGGUCCACUUUGUUUUUCUUUCUUCACAUUGUGCAGGGCCUGGAUCUGUGGAAGCCCCAAACCCCAACUGGAAAGAUCCCCACCAGUUCCCACAUAAGCAGUUUCACCAGGGACCACUCUGCAGCUAAACCAUCUCUGCCGCAAAUAGGUCCUCACAUUCGCACCAUUUGGGAAGAGACUGGUCACCUGCCAAAAAGAGAGCAGCUUUUUAGUUUGCCCUGAGAAGAAUGUAUAUUGUUCCAAAACCACUUUC